Molecule: messenger RNA, 438 nt
Organism: Strongylus vulgaris
Lineage: Eukaryota; Metazoa; Nematoda; Chromadorea; Rhabditida; Strongylidae
Source: the annotation of a GenBank genome assembly
AUGGAGAACGGUGUGAAGAGUGAACAGGAGGCGAAGAACAGCUUGGGCCGCCUUCGGGCCCCUAAAGGAAGCCACAGCCCAACUGACGGACUCAGAGCUCCGAGCCAACUGUUUGAUUCAACCAUUCUCCCUGCGUUCCGCUACGCAGCAGAGACAUGGCCUGAUACUUGGCUACAAUACAACGAAUGCACUCAACAUCUCGACGGACUUCGCAGUUUACAUAUGAAAUCAAUCUCGUCUUCGCGAUCCAGCGGAAUAGUCUCUAAGGCAAAACAUCGGGACUGGUCAUGCAAAGAGAAGGACAGACGACAGAUGGACACUCUGGAAUGGAUUCCUCGCGGAAGUAAAAGGUCCUCGAGGGAGGCCAAGCGGGUAACGAGUGAUGGAUCUGGACCUCGCGACGUUGGCGCCGCAGAAUACCAACAUCGAUGUCACUAA